CACUAUAUCUGUUUAUUUAUUGAGUUUGCCUAUACACACCGAACGUUUUUCCUCGUGAUGUACUCUGCUUACAUAUUCUGUUGUGCUGCAUAUGACAAUAAAACAUUCUUGACUCUUGCAUCUGCACAUCUCGUCUGCUGCCUGUUCCGCUGAGUUGCUCCAGCAAUGUUUUUUGUGUCCAUCUCCGAAGGAAGUGUUCGCGUCGGGAUUCUGCAAUGAUUGCAGCCCCCCCUUGCUGCACAAUUGCGAGCGUGCCUUUCGCGGCAAGAAUGAGCGGGGUGCUGGAAGCUUGUGCUGUGCAGCUCGUGCGCUGCUCGGCAGUUGGAGCAGCCUGGAGCGAGCAGCGCGAGGCCCCUCCUCUCCCGGGCCGGGCCUAGCCCGCCGUCCCAGGCCGUGCAGCCUUCACCUCGACCCGCCCCGCCCCCGCCGUUGCUGUUGCUGUUGGUGCCGCUGCCGGCGGCCUCUCACACUCCCACUCCCACUCCGCCUCAAUGAGCCGCCGCCCUCACACACCCCGUUCGGCUGGCAUGAGGUUAAACCGACCCUCAGCCAAUUGACGUGUCAGAAGAAAGAGUGAUGGCUACACCCCCUGCACCUGGACCAGGGUUGCCCGGAGCAUUUUCUGGACCUCAAGGCCAGGCAGGACGUGAAGUUAAUACAGCUUCUCUCUGUCGAAUUGGCCAAGAGACUGUGCAAGACAUUGUCUCAAGAACAAUGGAGAUUUUUCAGCUUCUAAGAAACAUGCAGCUGCCAAAUGGUGUGUCAUAUCACGUUGCCACCCACCAGGAUAGGCAGGGGAAACUGCAAGAACACCUUCGCCAGCUGUCUGUGCUCUUCAGGAAGUUGCGACUGGUUUAUGACAAGUGCAAUGAAAACUGUGCCGGUUUAGAUCCUGUCUCAAUGGAGCAACUUAUUCCUUAUGUGGAGGAUGAAAGUACAAAACAUGAAGAUCAUAGCUUGGCAAAUCAACUCCGUUUGGCAAGUGAAGAGAGGCGGGAAAUAGUGGAGGUAAAUAAGAAACUUAAACAGAAAAACCAGCACCUGAAGCAAAUAAUGGAUCAACUACGUAACCUGAUUUGGGACAUUAAUGCAAUGUUGGCAAUGAGAAACUGAACCAGGCUACUGAGUCUGUUGUUUAUAUUGAUUGAAUGUAUACGUGUGUUGAUGGUGAUAAUCAGGCCCAGCACCUGCUAAUCAGGUUUGCUGGCUGAAGUCUAUUUCAAAAAGUAAUGCAAAGGAAGGGUGCCUUAAUAUGGAGUGCACAGAAAAAAAAUAUCCAGAGCUGAAGGUCACUUUGUGAACUGUAUAUUAAUUUGAGAAAUGUAUUUAAUGUGUUUGUGCAGCAACUAUCUGGUUGAUGUGGUGGAGGUAUAACACUAAUUCUGAAGGGCAAUAGGACAAGUGCUUUAAAGGAGAAUUUUAACCAUGUGGCAGCUCUAUUUCUGAUCCACAUUCCUGUACUGCGCAACUAACUGCUACAGCAUUAGUGUCUUUACCUUUCUGUCUUUAAUUAGGUUGUGUUUUAUUUUUCUUUUGAGAAUUUGUGUUACAUUUGUGGUUGAGUCUUUUUGUUUCUUGAUGUCCUGAUGUUAGAAUGUCCACUGCUGCUGCCUUUGAAACUGGACAUGUUCCACAAGCUCAAAAUAAUAUUCAACAUCCCUGUACUCAACCAAAGUUUAGAUCCCCAAUGCAUCAAUCCAGACUUAUAGCCUGCCUGACUAUUCUAAUCCAUUUGCUUUGCUUAGAAAUCACUCCAUGGAACAAUACUGUUCCAGUUCAUUCUGCAUAUUGCUUAGAAAUCCCAAUGUUAGGCGGCUUUUUGGAAAUUAGUUGCUUAUUGCCGCUAAGCUACAAAGCUUUAUUUUGAUAACUCAAUAUUUAGCGAAUUUGUUCCAGGGCACUGUAAAAUAUUUUCGAUAAUUUAAGACCCAUUUUAUAAAAUGAUCGCAAGGUUUUUUGAUAAAAAGUGAACAGCUUUAAACAGUUGCAAGUUUGUAAAAAGAAAUUGUAUCCUAAAACUAAAUAUCAUAAGUGACAAGGCAACACAAUCCACACUCAUCAUACACCUCAAGAAUUAGCUCAAGUGGCUUACGAUGGCUGGCUAUUCAGAAAAUACAGUUAUAUUUUCUAAUAUAUAGUUGUAUUUGUAUCCAGGGUCUUAGUUUUUGGACGGCAAAUUAAAGCAUGCCAAUGCUGACACUCCAAGUAGAUUCACGAAGAUAAUCUGAUGAGACUGCUAACGAGUGGGAUCAACACCUCAUCUUUAUCAAGAUAAAACUUGCAUUUAUUAUUGAAAAA
Molecule: messenger RNA, 2298 nt
Organism: Leucoraja erinaceus (little skate)
Lineage: Eukaryota; Metazoa; Chordata; Chondrichthyes; Rajiformes; Rajidae
Gene: med30
Product: mediator complex subunit 30
Exons: 5
Coding region: 577-1113 (178 amino acids)
Biological process (GO): positive regulation of DNA-templated transcription
Cellular component (GO): mediator complex
Molecular function (GO): transcription coregulator activity
Source: RefSeq, a predicted model, not a curated record